Molecule: messenger RNA, 1068 nt
Organism: Dipodomys ordii (Ord's kangaroo rat)
Lineage: Eukaryota; Metazoa; Chordata; Mammalia; Rodentia; Heteromyidae
Gene: Nr0b2
Product: nuclear receptor subfamily 0, group B, member 2
Exons: 2
Coding region: 8-790 (260 amino acids)
Biological process (GO): circadian rhythm; negative regulation of transcription by RNA polymerase II
Cellular component (GO): cytoplasm; nucleus
Molecular function (GO): transcription factor binding; transcription corepressor activity
Source: RefSeq, a predicted model, not a curated record
UCCAGCCAUGAGCUCCAGCCAUCAAGGGGCCUGCCCAUGCCAGGGGCCUGCAGGACGCCCAGCCAUUCUAUACACACUUCUGAGCCCCAGCCUCACGGCCAGUCCCUCUGUGCCCCCAUCCGGCACCCACUGCCUGUGCAGGCAGCACCGGCCCGUCCACCUCUGCGCGCCACAUCGCACCUGCAGGGAGGCUUUGGAUGUCCUGGCUAAGACAGUGGCCUUUCUCAGGAACUUGCCAUCUUUCUGCCAGCUGCCCACCCAGGAUCAGCGACGCCUGCUGCAGGGCUCCUGGGGCCCCCUCUUCCUGCUUGGCUUGGCCCAAGAUACUGUGACCUUCGAGGUGGCAGAGGCCCCGGUGCCCAGCAUACUCAAGAAGAUAUUGUUGGAGGAACCCAACAGCAGAGCCAGGAGUGAACAGCUGCCCAACAGACCCCAGCCCUCCCUGGCUGCUGUGCAAUGGCUUCAGUGCUGUCUAGAGUCCUUCUGCAGCCUCAAGCUGGGCCCUAAAGAGUAUGCCUAUCUGAAAGGAACCAUCCUCUUCAACCCAGAUGUGCCAGGCCUCCAGGCCGCCUCCCUCAUUGGACACCUGCAACAGGAGGCUCACUGGGCCUUAUGUGAAGUCUUGGAGCCCUGGUACCCAGCAGGCCAAGGCCGCCUGGCCCGAGUCCUCCUCAUGGCCUCCACCCUCAAGAGCAUUCCACCCAGCCUUCUUGGGGACCUCUUCUUCCGGCCUAUCAUCGGAGACGUUGACAUCACUGGACUCCUGGAAGACAUGCUUUUGCUGAGGUGACCUGAGGAAGAGGGAGCCAAUGCUUCUAGAGGGGGAAGCCUGACAGCGCCCAGUUCCACAGGAGCAGUCUCUCACCCAUCCAACCCCAACUUGCAUUUCCUUGGCUUGGAAGUAGUGCUAUAGCAACCUCGUAGGACUUCGGUGGUGCCUAGAGGCUCUGGGCUAGAACUCCCUGUCCUCUCCGGGGAUAGGGAUGGAAGUUUAGAUUACUGUUGAUCCAGAAAUCCUCCUGACUUUGUACAGACCUAAAUUAAUUUAUUGGUUUUUGUAAUAAAAAG